CCCCACCCACAUGAUCUGUUCUGAUACUUCUGAAAACAAAUUAUGGAAUGGGUUUGCAAGGUUGUCUGAAAGUGGUUAUUGACAAGACUUUGAAUGAUCAGCUAAAAACAAGCAGUGAUAGAGAAAGUGGGGUGAAAGUGUAGAAUUUCCUCCAACUGACGGCUAUGGACUCUUAAUGGAACAAGCUGCUGGAGUGCACCCUGUGACUCUCAAUGGGAUAAGCUCCUGGAGCAUGAGAGCAAAUGGGCAGAAUGGGACUGCCCACUUGACUAGCUGGUUGUUCUCCAAGGAACGCCAGUCCACUCAAUGGUGGUACAGGAUGGUGAGAGCCAAGUCUUGGACGCUGAGAAAGCAUUUUGAGGGCUUCCCCAAAACAAGCGACUUUGAGCUGAAAGAGGUAGAGCUUCCAAAGCUAAAGGAUGGAGAUGUGCUGUUUGAAGCUGUGUUUCUCAGUGUUGAUCCUUACAUGAGACCUUAUAGUGGGAGAAUCAUGAAAGAGGGAGACCUCAUGAUAGGCAGUCAAGUGGCUAGAGUUGUGGAAAGCAAGAAUCCCACCUACCCAGUAGGGACCUAUGUUGUGGCUAAUUCAGGCUGGAAAACUCACUUCAUCUCUGAUGGGAAAGAUCUACAGCUGCUUCCUCCUUGGCCGGAAAAGAUUCCCAGAUCUUUGGCUCUUGGGACAAUUGGCAUGCCGGGCCUCACUGCAUACUUCGGCCUAUUUGAGAUCUGCAAGAUUAGACCAGGAGACACGGUGCUGGUGACUGCAGCAGCUGGCGCUGUGGGUUCAGCGGUGGGGCAGAUUGCUAAAAUCGGAGGUUGCAAAGUGGUUGGCUGCGCCGGCUCAGAUAAAAAGGUUGCUUAUCUGAAACAGAUUGGCUUUGAUGAAGCCUUUAACUAUAAGACUGUAGGAUCCUUGGAAGAAGCACUGAGAAAGGCCUCACCCGAUGGCUACAACUGCUACUUUGAUAACGUGGGUGGAGAGUUUUCAAGUAUUGUUCUGAAUCAAAUGAAGAAAUUUGGGAGGAUUGCUGUGUGCGGAGCUAUCUCUGGAUACAAUGACACAGUGCCCCAGAAAGGACCUUAUGUUCAGAUUCCAAUGAUCUUCAAUGAGCUUUACAUGGAAGGAUUUCUCGUCUCUCGGUGGAAUCACAAGCGUGAGGAGGCCCUGAAGAUACUGUUAAGAUGGGUUGUCGAGACUCAUAGACGUUAAGGGCAGGAAGGACCAUCAUGAUCAUCUAGUCUGAUCUCCUGCACAUCAGAGGCCACAGAACAUCACCUGCCUGCUCCUGUAAUUGUUAUUUUGUUAAUCAACUUGUUUUACUUUUAAUGUAAACCAAUGCACUGCAGUGUUUGCUUUAAAGUACUGCUAACUCCAGUUAUUGUGGCAGGCUGUUGGGUUUUGUCUCUUUUAAGGAGCAAAUGAACCAAGUUUCUCCCUGAAUGGUCCAGAAGAGGGAUGGGCUUCACAGAGCACACAGUUUUGGGAAAAUUCAGCACUAGGAGUGUGUUGGGGUCAUCUUGCUGUAUGCAGAGUGUGGCUGGGGGGGUAACAAGCAGGCUGCUGGGAUCAGAAUUGCUGAAUCAGAGCUGCUGAGCCCACACACAGUGCAGGCAUGUAUACUGGCUGGGAGCAUCCUGAAAGGAGAACCACAGCCGCGCAGCACCUUUUGAAGCACUCAGGGUUACAGGGUAGGCAGUGACACAACCACUCACUAGUCUGGACUGCACCUCAGAAUGUGACAGUCUGGGGUUCUGGUAGCUUGUUGCCUCCACCUCCAUCAGCCAAAUAAAAAAAGGUUUUGGACCCAGUUCCUCACCUCUGUGUUUCUGGCCUCACCUCAUCCUUCUGCCUGAUGUUCUCAUGUGGACAGUCAAAACAUGAUAAUACCUCACCUAUCCCUAUGUUCUCCAACAUACAUCUAUUAAAAUGUUAUAUUGGGGAUUUGUGGGUAGCUUACUACAUCACUACAAAAAUAAAAAAAUAUUGUUGAUUUGAUUGUCUCUCUUUACUAGCCCUGUUGCACCAUCUUCCUCUCUCUUGUUUUGGUCCCUCUGCAACUUUUUUCUUCUUUUGUUAUCUUGGGUCCCUUUGUUUUGUUUUGUUUUACUCUUUCCAACCUGCCUUUUCCUUUCCUAGAUGCUCUACUGGUUUGCCUCUUUUUUCUCCCUGGAAUCUCUGGGCAAGAUUCUCUCCCAUGCAGUGGAAGAGGGUGCUAUAUACACCUGCUUCACUUAAAGCCAUUUACUAUGCUGAAGGGCGACAUUGAUCCCAGGGAUGGGAUGAUGCCCUCUCCUCCCCACAACUCCCUUAUGGGUUCAGGUAGGAGACAACAGAUUUAAAUUCCAGCUGGAGCUCCAGAAGAAACCAGCUCCAGGAAAUGCGCUCGAUCAGCACAUGUCCUUACAAUCGUGGCUUUGCCCCCUCUUAAACUGGAGCUGCUGAGAGCACAGAAAAAUGGUGCUCUACAUCGUCCUUUGGCUCUGAUUCACUUCUGUUCCAUGUUUAAGACCUUGCUCUUAAUCUGCAGGACCCAGCUACCUCAGAGACUACCAUCUAACUAUUCCUUGAGACAGCUGCACUCUUCUGGGACAAUACAGCUUCUUAGACCUAAUAUGAAUCUCAUGAGUCAGCAAGAAAGCAUUGUCAGUCAAGGGCACUCAACUUUGGAAGGAGCUGGCGUAGGAGAUAAAACUAAGUUAACACCUGGCCAUAUUCAGAGCAUACUUCUAGACACUCCUAUUUCCCAAAGCUUUGCAACACUAACAUAGGAGAGAUGGGUGUAAAGGAAAAAUAAUACCCUCAAAGAGCUUCUCAGAGGCUGGGAGAGGUGAAGAACAGAACCUACCAAGAAGUCCGCUAUGGACUAUGCUUUGCAGAUUUUAAUACUUGUUCAGCACAAAGGUCUUAAAUCAGUGACAGCCUCCUAGGAAUAGACUGGGGCCAAGCAGGUUGUCAGGUGGUACAUGCCUGGAUGCUUUGAGUGCCCUCCAGGAAUAACAAACUUAUUUUUUUAAAAGUAAUAUUCUUCCCGCCUUACAAGGUUUUAUACAGUGUUCUGAGCAUUCAAAGGUAGGAACAAAUAACUGUUUCUCUCUGAGCAUAGCUUCAGUGAAGUGCCUAGCUUGCAGAUACAUAUAGAAGUCCAUAUGAGCAGGUUGUAUUUGGUCAUGCUUUCUUUAGAUAUGCUCUUCCAGGAAGUAUUGGUGUUUAUACAAAACACAUUCGUUCCCAGUGCUUGGAAGCUUGGGGUUUUCCCAUCCAGGCAGGAAGCUGGGCUUUUGGGUCAAAUUCUGAUCACCUUGCCCUGAGUGUGAAUCUGGAAGAAUUCCACUGACUUCAGCGGAGUUACCCCUGUGUAAAUGAAUUGAAAAUUUAGCUAGCUUAUCAAAAACUAAGUGAGUACCUGGAAAUAACAAAAAUAUUUAGAGCUAGACUCGACCUCCCUUAUUUACACUGAGCAGUCCUUUACUCUGCAAGGAGUCCCACUGAAAUCAACAGGGCUAUUCUCAGAGAAAGUACCACUCAAUAUAAGACUGGCAGAAUCUGCCCCAUUAAGUUUAGGACAGUUUACAUUUUCUUCAAUAAUAAAGCAUGGGAGCUAUGUGUUUUAAUCUCACUUAGCUUGGUGUAAAUCAGGAGUAACACAUCAGUAUUAAAGCUGGUGUGAGAUCAAACAUGCCCUCUAACUUUACGAGCAAAUGUAAAGAAGCUUCAAGCACCAAUUAGAUAAAAACAUUCUUCUCUGAGGGCUCAAUAGCAUACAGAGUAGAAUUCUGUUAAAUAUGCCUUACAUAUUAGAGAUAGGCCUGAGACUUACAUUCAUUUAGAUCUAGAUCCAGACUGGAACGUCUCCAAAGUUCUGGGGUCUUUUGUUACAGGGUUCUGGCCCAGUUCCUUCUCUGGUACAUAAAGAGGGAAAGAAUGGUAUACCACAAAUAAAAGUGUACUGUACAGGCAUUAAAAAAUGUGGCACUGCUUUUGACUGCGGACUAAAAUCUUGGGCAGCUGAAAUUUUUUUUUGACCAAUACCAUAAACAAUACAGCACCCAACAUGCAGUUUCAAAAUGCUCUGUGACUAAUGCCAUUCAAACAUCUUAAUAACAUCUGAUCUGGAUGCAAACACUUAUUUGCCUAAUGCCUUUUGGCACGCUGCUCAAAUUGAAUGACAUUCCCCUUUCGACAGUGAGGGACUGAACAUAGACAGAGUGCUUUGUGGGAGUUUCUCAGAAGCAGCAUUGUAACAGAUGGGGCUCAUCUAGGGAAGAUCUAUUGUUCUUUCUGUGCUACAUCACAUUCAGAGCAUAGAUCCAUAAAAAUGAACUCCUUUGCCCCUGAAUGCCGGAAAAUGAUCUGUUCUGGCACGGCCACCUUGCUCUGCCAGUCUCUCCUUGCACUUUUUCUCUUCCUCUCCCUUUGUUCCCCUCCCUCAGUUUCUCCUUGUUUUUUUCCCCCUUUCCUCUCUACUUUCCUUCCCUGUUUUGCUUGGAAAUACGUGGAAUGCUAUAGAUCAAAAUGUGUAAAACUUCUUUCUAGCACCUCUCAUUAACACCACAGAACAUGAUCCUUCCUGCAAAGUGGGCUCCUGCCUCUCUGCAUGAAGGUGGGGAUAAAGGAUACAGAUUCUGGUGCAUCAGGGACUCUUUUGAAUGUUAUGGGAUUGUCCAGAGAUUGUGACCUUCUGAAGUGAUGUAUUUGGCAGUGUUGAGUUAAUAUUCAAUGUAAAUCUUACCUUGAGACCGGAAUGGAUAGCCCUGAAUCUUAUCAGAACGGAGAUUGAGUUCAUACACUAUUCUUCCUGGAGUUGUGGGGGUUUUGUGCCAUUGUGGUUGCAAAAUGAUGAAUUCUGCCUUAGGGCUAGCGCUAUGGUAACUACAGACUAAAUGAAGUGGCAGCCUUGCAGAUAAUAAAAAGACACACGGUAGGAUUCUGUGCUCACCUUCAAGAGGUGUGGCUCAGAACUUGUAGGAUGAAGGAAGGCUUUAAGAUGGGUUUAAGUUCCUCUGCACUGUCCAGAAGCCGGGCUUUCUGGGCCCUCCAAUAUAACUUAGACAGCCCUGGGGACCUAUUUAAAACCUCCUGGCACUGCCCUAUGGGCCGUGCUGCUGCCUGGAAUCUCCACAGUAUUGUAUCUUGUGGCCUGGCCCCCAGCAAGCCACCUAUGCCAGGGCUUAUUAAGGGACCCUUAAAAGGCAGCCUCAUGGCUGUCUCUGCAGUGCCUAUGUCGCGAGCAUCCCUUCUAUGCCCAGAAUCAGGACUUUUGGGGCCCUUUGAAGCUGCUUCGGCCCUUUUACAUGGUGUAAAGAGGCUGGAGUGGGGGUGAGGAUCUCAGCCUCAAUUAAUUUAAAAAGUUUUAAAAAUGCAGCCCAUGCUCGUCAAAUGCUUUUGAAAAGGCUAAGUCACAAAUACUUGGUCCAGCCACAAAGGGCCGCACAGAAAUGGUCCAUGCUCAUGAUCCAUGCAGAAAAAAGGUGCAGGCUAUAGCACAUGUGCAUUUGAGUGCACAGUCAUUGAGACUGUACGUAUACAUUGCAAAAGUGCUCAGGCCUAAAUUUUCAAAAGUGACUUGUGAUAUUAGGUGCCUGAAUUUUUGGGUGCUCAAGUUGAGAUGCCUUAAAGGGGCCUGAUUUUUAGAAAGUACUGAGCACCAGCUGCCUGGAAACCCUUUCAGGUGUCUCAUGCUGAGCACCCAAAAACUGAUGAUCACUAACCAUACUGAAACAUUUAGGCCUCAUAUACUAUAGUCAUCAUCAGCACUAUGCAAAAUCCUAAAAGAGACAGGAAAUGGGAGCUUCCACGCACACAGGGCUAGUUGACUGCCUAACUAAUUCUUCGUAGGCAUAGUCACCCAAUGGGCAUGCUGGAAUGUGGUAAUUACAUAACCAAAUGUAAGCAUGCAAAUGGAUGCACAUAUUUGUGCAUGGAACUCAAGACUCGUUUUAAAAAAGAAAAUUGGCUCUGUUUGUGGAAUUAAAUAAUGACGGAAAAGAUGUAACUAUGACUGAAACUCUUGAACAAAUAAAGCUGAGGUGAAUACUAAAUGUAAAUAGCACUGUACCAAUCCCAUGUACCAUGUGCCUUCUCUUACUUUUUUCUAUUCUCUUUACUCUCGUCUCCUCUUUUUAAUUCUCCAUCCUGUCAUACUUAACACAAUGCUACAUAAUAAUAAUUUUUAGACCUC
Molecule: messenger RNA, 6179 nt
Organism: Dermochelys coriacea (leatherback sea turtle)
Lineage: Eukaryota; Metazoa; Chordata; Testudines; Dermochelyidae
Gene: PTGR1
Product: prostaglandin reductase 1
Exons: 12
Coding region: 176-1210 (344 amino acids)
Biological process (GO): prostaglandin metabolic process
Cellular component (GO): cytoplasm
Molecular function (GO): 15-oxoprostaglandin 13-reductase [NAD(P)+] activity; 2-alkenal reductase [NAD(P)H] activity
Source: RefSeq, a predicted model, not a curated record